GAUUAUAUUUUUAUUUUCACACUUUAAAACAAAGAAAAUAUAAUAUCCUACCAUUUCUACGGAUUUUUUUCUAAUUUGAUUUGUUCAAUGAUUAACAAUCGAUUCAUGUUAUUAUUAAGAACCUAAACAUACAAAAUUUCCUUUUUAGAUAUUUAGUGGGGUAUGAUGUGUUGAUCUGAAAAUUGUUUUUGUUAUGGUUUUUUGUGUUUUGAUUUACUUGGAAAAUCUUUGAUUCCGUGUAAAUGUCUGUCUCUUUGUGCGUUUUGAGAAUAGAGAUCGACGAAGAUCUACCCGAGAUGGGAGAUAAUGCAGCUGAAAUAGAAGCCGCUAAGGAGCAGAAGAAGAAGGAUCGUGGUGCUCGCGAGUCCAAGACCAUCACAGUUGAAACAUAUGCCAGUGUGCUCAGUGGGUCGAACACUGAUCUGGGUAUCUUACCGACAAGUUCACGGAGGUCACCCCCUGAGGGUAGCAGCAUCUCUGAAGAAGAUGAUACAAUUAGCUUCUUUUAUGGUAACCCACUGGUAGAGGUUACCAAAGGAGUAUUACAUUUGUAUAAAGAGAAUGAAUUGAAGGAAGCAGCAGAGGAAGCAAAGACUCUUUGCUUGCUCUCAGUCCCUGGAGCCUUGGGGGCAGCUGACCUUCUAGCAUUUGCUGCUGCCUGUCAGGAUGACAUAGCGCAUGUGAGGGUACUGCGAGAUGGCUCUCCAGACCAUUAUAUGGCUUUAUUAACGUUCCGCACGAGCUCGUCGGCGCGCGAGUUCCGCGAGGCGUUCGAGGGCGUGCCGUACAGCAGCCUGGAGCCCGGCGCGCUGUGCCGCGUGGCGUGGGUGGCGCGCGCCGACUGGGCCCGCAGCGGAGCCCCGCCGCCCGCGCACACCGAGCUGCCCACGUGCCCCGUGUGCCUGGAGCGCAUGGACGAGAGCGUGGCCGGCGUGCUGAGCGUGCAGUGCGCGCACGCCUUCCACGCCGCCUGCCUGGUGCGCUGGCGCGGCGCGCGCUGCCCCGUGUGCCGCUGCGCGCAGACGCCCGAGCCGCGCUCCGGCGCGCGCUGCUUCCAGUGCGAGCGACCCGAGGAGGAGGAGGAUGGCGGGCGGCCGACGGAGGGCGGCGCGACGGAGGAGGACGGCGUGGAGGCGGGCACGCUGUGGAUCUGCCUCAUCUGCGGACACGUCGGCUGCGGCAGAUACGAAGGAGGGCAUGCAGCUAAACAUUUUCUGCAAUCCAACCACACCUACGCACUACAGUUAGGGUCCAAUCGAGUUUGGGAUUAUGCAGGGGACAACUUCGUGCACCGGCUGGUGCAGAACAAGGCGGACGGCAAGCUGGUGGCGGCCGAGGGCGGCGCGGAGGACGCGGCCUGCGGCGGAGACAAGCUGGACGCCGCGCACCUCGAGCUCACCUACGCGCUCACCCACCAGCUGGACGCGCAGCGCAACCACUACGAGCAGCGGCUCGCGCAGUGCCAGCGGACGCACGCGGCGGAGCUGGCGGAGUCCCGGGAGCGAGCGGCUCAGGCGGAGGCGACCGCGAGCUCGCUGCGCGCAGACCUGGCCGCCCUCACGCGCACCAACGCCGCGCAGGACCGCCGCCUGCACCACCUCACCGCCAAGUUGUCUGCGAUGCAGGCGGAGCUGUCGGAGGAGCGCGGGCUGGCGGCCGCGCUGGCCGGCAGCCAGGCCGAAUGGCAGGCGCGCGCCAAGCUCAAGGAGGAACACUACCAGACAGAGGUGUCGGAGCUGAAGGAGCAGCUGCGGGACCUGAUGGUGUUCGUGCAGGCUCGCGAGCAGCUGCAGCAGGCCGGGGCCUCCCCGGACGAGCUGGCCGCCGCGACCGUGUCCGUGUCCGCGGCGGACACGGCCGUCGGCCGCGGACGACGCGCCAGGCGACGACGGUAGCCGCCGUCACC
Messenger RNA from Achroia grisella, 1906 nucleotides. RefSeq names its product BRCA1-associated protein. Bases 243 to 1895 code for a protein of 550 amino acids. Gene Ontology annotation, cellular component: cytoplasm. The record is from RefSeq and is a predicted model, not a curated record. The transcript is spliced from 10 exons. NCBI's taxonomy places the organism in Eukaryota, Metazoa, Arthropoda, Insecta, Lepidoptera, Pyralidae. Gene Ontology annotation, molecular function: zinc ion binding; ubiquitin protein ligase activity. Gene Ontology annotation, biological process: protein ubiquitination; Ras protein signal transduction.